This is a messenger RNA of Sugiyamaella lignohabitans, 1302 nucleotides long. RefSeq names its product Git1p (gene GIT1). NCBI's taxonomy places the organism in Eukaryota, Fungi, Ascomycota, Dipodascomycetes, Dipodascales, Trichomonascaceae. Bases 1 to 1302 code for a protein of 433 amino acids. The record is from RefSeq and is a predicted model, not a curated record. Gene Ontology annotation, cellular component: plasma membrane. The transcript has a single exon. Gene Ontology annotation, biological process: carboxylic acid transport; transmembrane transport. Gene Ontology annotation, molecular function: carboxylic acid transmembrane transporter activity.
AUGACUGCUUCCAAUCUUAUCUUCACUGCCAAGUAUGGUUCCAAGGUGUAUACUUCAGCUGUCAAGACCAGAGUUUCCAACGCUUUGCUCGUAGGUGAGAUUAUUGGUCAAAUUGGUAUUGGUUUGACUUGUGACUGGAUGGGAAGAAAGGCUGCUAUUAUUCUCACUACUUUGAUGCUUGUUGUUGGUGGUAUUUUAGGUACUGCUGCCCAUGGUACUACUACCCAAGGUAUGUUCUGGAUGCUUACUGUUGCCAGAGGUAUUGUAGGUGUUGGUUCUGGUGGUGAAUAUCCUGCUUCCUCCGUCUCUGCAUCUGAAGCUUCGAAUCAACAAGUCAAGAGAAGAGGUGCUACUUUCGUCAUGGUCACCAAUUUCCCGUUGUCAUUUGGUGGUCCCUUCUGUUUGAUUAUUUUCUUGAUUGUUUGGUCCGCUGCUGGUGGUGAAGCUCAUCUCAGUACCAUUUGGAGAGUUUGUUUCGGUAUUGGUUGUAUUUGGCCUCUCAGUGUCUUCUACUUCCGUCUUAGAAUGACCACAUCUGAACUUUACAAGAAGGGUGCUAUGAAGAAGAAGGUCCCCUACUUGUUGGUCCUCAAAUACUACUGGCCUCGUCUUAUCGGUACUUGUGGUGCUUGGUUCUUUUAUGACUUCGUCACUUUCCCCAAUGGUAUCUUCUCCGGUACCAUUAUUGCCAAUGUCACCGAGUCCACUGACAUCAAGAGAACCAUCGAAUGGACUUUGCUCUUGGGAAUCAUCGCCCUUCCUGGUGUCUUUGUUGGUGCUUACUUGUGUGAAAAGAUCGGUAGAAAGUACACUGCUAUGAUUGGUUUUGCUGGAUACCUUGUUUUCGGUCUUGUUAUCGGAUGUGCCUUUGAGAAGAUCUCUAAGAUCACCGCUCUUUUCAUAGUCUUCUACGGAUUGAUGAACAGUUUCGGUAACUUGGGUCCUGGUGAUAUGAUGGGACUUGUCUCAAGUGAGAGUUAUGCCACUGGUGUUCGUGGUACUUGUUAUGGACUUUCCGCUGCCGUUGGUAAAGCUGGUGCCGCUAUUGGUACUGAGGUUUUCACCCCUAUUCAGACUAAUUUGGGUCAAAAGUGGACUUUCAUCAUUGCCGCCAUUAUUGGUUUAUGCGGUAUUGUCAUUGUAUACUUCUUCAUUCCUCAUCUUAACGAUGAGGAUCUUGGUGCUGAGGACCGUCGUUUUGCUGCUUAUCUUAGGUCUCAAGGAUGGGAUGGUCAAAUUGGUGAAGAUGACUCUGUUAUCGAGCAAGAAAUUGCUGUUGGUGAUGGUCACGACACUAAAUAA